AUGAAAUAUCAGUCUGUCGGGAAAAUAACGGCGGAUCGUCGCGCCUUGGAAUCGCCCAUCAUCGCUCUGCGACUGAUAGCCGCGGCUGGGGAUUUGGUGCGCGACAGCGGCGAGACAUUUUGCUGCGACAACCCGCCGUUAUUUUCCCGACAGACUGAUAAAAGGAUGUAAACGAGAAUAGAUUGGUCCGAUCUUCCAGUUCGACGAUGAAUCGGCCGAUUUUGACCAUUUUUUGUUGAUUUUUCCGUCGUAAGGCGCGAGGAAAACGAAACCACCGUGCAAGCAACGACCCCAGCGGCCCACAGCACGGCUUCCACCACCGUAACUACGACUUCGCCGACAACUACCACAACUUUCACCACAUCUUCUACUCCAACGGAAACUACAACACGAGCGCAAAAACUCCGGGAGAAGUCGGUAAGUUUCAAUGGCGAUCGAACUGGGGGUUUCCUACUGAUUUUCCAAGUACUUCGAUGCUGAACAUCUUGUAAUAAAGUUUUCUUCACAACCGAGAUCGUACUGUCUGAUACUAUAUAGUACGAAGUGAAAAUAUGGCUUUUGACGUUAAUGGUGUUGUUUUGAUGCUUAGUACUCUUCAGAAACACGUUUUAAAGACUUGGUGCUAUAUAGUACUAUCUGAUACUAUGUAGUACGAGGUGUAAAGUUGGCCUUUGGGCGUUCGUGGUGUUGUUCUGGUGCUUAGUACGCCUAUUUUUACUUCGUACUACAUAGUAUCAGACAGUACUAUAUAGCACCAAGUCUUUAAAACGUGUUUUUGAAGAGUACUAAGCAUCAAAACAACACCAUUAACGUCAAAAGCCAUAUUUUCACUUCGUACUAUAUAGUAUCAGACAGUACUAUGUAGUACUAGAGGAAAAAUGAACAUCAUUUUCGAAAUCAGCACCCUCGAAAACCCCUAAAGCAAGUUUUUCCCGAAGAGAAUCAAAGAAUUUUCAUCCCGGGGUCGCUUUACCCCAUUUUGGGUCGCAAUCGAGCGGGGUCGCAAUCGAAGGAUUCCAAUUUGGGGGCGCGACGUCCAAACCCCGAACUUUCGCACGGUGCAAAAUGUGUCAGGACUUUAUGUCGCGACUAGUAUGAAAAAUCGAAAUUCCCAAGAUUUCGGAUUUUUGGAGCAAAAUUUCCAUAGCUUGACUUGAAAGUCGACUUAUUCGACCAAACAAUCGAUUAGGAAGUUGGGCCCAUAAGUUGGUCAUUUUGAACUCUUUACUAUGCUGUUUGGUCGAGUUUCCGUUUUGAUGUUUACGGUGAGUUCAUUUCCGAUUUUUCAGUUGAUUUAUUCUUCAUUUUCGGUGCGCCAUCGUUCAAGUCAGAUGCGAUCUAGCUUGGUCCAAAGAUUACCCAUUGCCAUAUCGACUCAACUUCACGGACAAGCGGCGCUUUGAGAUUGGUAAGGGAUCCUGUGUGUGUAGAGAGAUGGUAUUGAAACAGUCAAAGCGGGUUUGGAAAAGAAAUAAAAUUGGGCGAGCAAGGAAGCCGUGUGGAUCUUAAAAAUCAAUUUUUUGUAUUGCGAGCUAUUAUUUUGCAUUGCGUCCCGACUUUUUUGGGUCAACACAAAAUUGAUCGGUACGUGCCGUAGGGCAGGUGGAUGCCCAAAAAAAUGGUAGUAGGAAGUGCCUACGAGGCCUGGCAAAGCCAUUAGAUGGUUGGCGGAGGCUCGGCGCACACUUGGCGGAGACUUGCUUUAUGUCCUCUUUUUCUAACCUUAGCUAUUACUAACAGUAGUUUUCUUUACCCUGAGUUUUUUGUAACAUGUAAGAGACCAAAAUUUGCGAGGAAAAACGAAGAUCCGUAACUUUUAUCUAGAUAUUAUUGAUGUGAGUACGUGUAAAAUACCUCAAAAUAGGUGAUAUGCUAUCCUCCCGAUCAGUCUUGUUAUUUCUACUAAAUAAGCCUUCUCCUGGCCUCCCCCAUGCGUACAACGACAACCGACGCGAUCCAUAGUAUCGUUGACCCGAACUGUCACUGACCCGAAAUGUCGUAGCGCCAUGUUAUUCUAGAAAUUGAUCUUUUUGCUGACUAACCCUCCCUAAACUCCUUUUUCCAGGCUGCAUGGUCGUAAUCUAUGUUCGACUGCAAGAGGGCACCAUGAUUAAUUUGAUCGAUGAGAACGGUGACGUAAACUUUCACGUCGUCGUUCACUGGUGGUCGAUCAUUUUGAAUUCGAGGUUCCGCGGCGCCUGGGGUCAGCAGGUCGUUUUCUGCGAGGAAGUAGUCGUCCACCCGGACUGCGUAAACCACGGCGAUGAAUUUAAAAAAUCGCCAAAUUUUACGGUGGUAGAAAUAACUCAAACACUUUUAUUUGGUGUACAGGAUGAGCCAAAAAACAGGCCCCCGGAUCAAGUGGGGGGCCGGGGUGCUCCGGUUUCGACCAUGUAA
This is a messenger RNA of Bursaphelenchus xylophilus (pine wood nematode), 2397 nucleotides long. The record is from the annotation of a GenBank genome assembly. Lineage: Eukaryota; Metazoa; Nematoda; Chromadorea; Rhabditida; Aphelenchoididae.